This is a messenger RNA of Xenopus laevis (African clawed frog), 4017 nucleotides long. Its product is annotated as mucin-5AC. The record is from RefSeq and is a predicted model, not a curated record. The transcript has 5 exons. Bases 1 to 3792 code for a protein of 1263 amino acids. NCBI's taxonomy places the organism in Eukaryota, Metazoa, Chordata, Amphibia, Anura, Pipidae.
AUGCUCAACUCUCAACAGAAUCUGUUUGCUCAGGCAGGAGCAAAGCAAGGCAGGGUCUUUUUAAAGGUUUCUUCUAUUGCUGAUUGGGGGAAAGGAGCAGCAAAUGGAUGUCAGCGAGUUGGAGGGCUUCUACAUGGAAGACUUGUCGCAAGUUACAGCGGUGCAGUUAUUACAUUUAUGUGCAACAAAGGUUACAAGCUGUGUGGAUCUUCCGUGAUCUACUGUGAUGGAAGAACAUGGAACAGCACAAAACCUGUUUGCAGAGAGUACGAUAUGAUGAGUAUGAAAGAGAAAGCUCAAGUCACCAAUGAGAAGCUUAUGGUGGGGGUUACUUCAAACUUAAGGAAUCCUACUGGUCACAAAUCAAGUACUGAGCAAAAUAUCAUCUCACAAAGGAAAGCAAGAAAUAAUACAAUCACCUCCACAGCACUUAAUCCCCCUACUGCUAACCACAUAAUCCCUAAGGAUAGACAAGACAGUUCACAAUUGAUAACCAUUUCUGCUAAUAAUGUAGAUGAUAGCCAAACAAACCAUGAACUGGUGCAUAGGUCAAAAAUUAAAACAUUGCUGUACUCCUUAGGAACUUCACUGCCAACUACAAGCGAAAGAGCAUCUGUUAAUGAAUCUCAUAAAGUAAAUGGAGUUGAAUCUUCAGCAUUUCCUUCUACAAUGAACCAGAUACCUGCAGUUUCUGUAUCCCCUCGCUGGUCCAAGCAAUUGUCACCUGUAACUACCAUUGCUACACCAAGCCUCGCAUCCAAAGAUCAGUUCUUUGGUACAGAUUAUGAUGAAACGAAUCAUUAUGAAUUAAUGAUUAAAAACAAAAGUAACCUGUUUGGGUAUUAUGCACAUACCACUAGAACAUUUAUAAAUUCUGAUACAGAACCCACUUCAACAACUACACCAGCCAGUGCUACAGACACAACUCAGAGCUUACAUUCAAGAUUUACAAGUUCAAAUGCAGCAUCAUCUAAUAUUUCUUAUAGUAAUCCUACAAAUAAAAUAAUGACUGUGAUACCUGAAAUUGUUGCUAAUUCGUCCACUUUGGAACAGAGGGAAAGUCUUGGAUCAACAAGCUCUCCUUUAUCAUAUAGUAGUUCCAACAGCAGUUCAAUCAAUGAUAAGAACCUGCCAGGUGAAGGCAAUUUCCCAACCAGUAGAUCUGCACCAGUAAUAAACACAAUCCAAGCCCAGGCUCUAUCAACUACUCACUUUCAUUCUUCAGCAGCUUCCUCUGAUGGUGUAAUGCUUAAAAACAACAGUAAUAGAUUCAGUCAAUCAUUGUCAUCACCAUAUGAGGCACAUACGACAAGAACAUUUAUAAACUCUAAUACAGCAUUGACUUCAACAGCUACACCAGGCAGUGCUACAGAGACAACUCAAUUCUUACAAUCGAGAAAUACAAGUUCAGAUGUUAGUAAAAUAUUGAAUGAUGAUAGAAGACAAGCCAAGAUAAAUGCACCAUCAUCUAAUAUUUCUUAUAUGCAUGUUUUAAAUAAAAUAACAAUAACUGUGAUACCAGAUACAUCUACUUUGGAAAAGAGGAAAAUUCCUGGAUCAACAAGGUUGCCUUCAUCAAAUAUUACCAGCAGUAAUAGCAGUUCAGUAAAGUAUAAGAACCCGCCAGGUGAAAGAAAAUCUCCUACAAGUAGAUCUGCACCAGUAAUAACCACAGCACAAUCCCAGGCUCUAUCACCUACUCACUUCCAUUCUUCACCAGUUUCAGGUGUUAGUAAGAUGGUUUAUGACGAUAGUUAUCAAACCAUGAUAAAUACAACACAAUCUAAUAUUUCUUCUAUGAAUUUUCUAAAUAAAAUAACAAUGACUGCAAUACCUAAACUAACUGCUAAUACAUCCACUUUGAAACAGAGGCAAAUUCUUGGAUCAACCAGCUCUCCUUCUUUGUUUUAUAUUGGUACCAGCAGCAGUUUAAUCAAGGAUAAGAACCUGGUAAAUGAAGGCAAUUUCUCUAAAAGUGGAUUUGCACCAGUACUAACCACAGCCCAAGCCCAGGCUUUAUCUGCUACUCUCUUUCAUCCUUCAGCAGUUGCUUCUGAUGGAUUAGUGCUUAAAACCAACAGUAACAUCUUUGAUCCAUCAUCAUCAUCAUCACCACCACAAUAUAAGGGACAUACCACAAGGACAUUACUUGUCUCUGAUACAGAACUCACUUCAACAGCUACACCAGACAGUGCUCCUAAGACAACUCAGAGCUUACAUUUAAGAUUUACAAGUCCAGAUGUUAAUAGAAUGGUGUAUGAUAAAAGCCAAGCCAAGAAAAAUGCAUCACUACCUAAUAGUUUGUAUUUCCAUUUUCUAAACAAAAUAAUAUUGACUGAGAUAAAAGAAAUUACUGCUAAUACAUCCACUUUGGAACAGAGGAAACAUUUUGGAUCAACAAGCUCUCCUUCAUCAUAUAGUGGUACUAGCCGGAGUUCAAUACAGUAUAAUAAUCCAGGUGAAGGCAAUUUCCCUACAAGUGGAUCUGCACCGGUAAUAACCACAGCCCAAGCCCAGGUUCUAUCAGCUACUCACUUUCUUUCUUCAGCAGCUCCCUCUGACAGUUUAAUGCUUAAAAACAACAGUCACGUGUUUGGCUCAUCAUCGUUGUCAUCAUACGAGGUACAUCCCACAAGAACAUUUAUAAACUCUAAUAAAGCAUUGACUACAACAGCUACACUAGGCAGUGCUACAGAGACAACUCAGAGCUUACAAUCAAGAUUUACAAGUUCAAAUUUGGUGAAUGAUAGAAGCCAAACCAAGAUAAAUGCAACACAAUCUAAUAAUACUUACACACAUUUUUCAAAUAAUAUAACAUUGAAAGCAAUUAUUGCUAAUACAUCAACUCUGGUGAAGAAACUUGGCCGAACAAGAUUUUCAUCAUAUAGUAGCACCAGUUUAAUAAAGAGUAACAACUUGCCAGAUAAAGACCACUUUUCUACAAGCGACUACGCACCAGUACUAACUACAGCCCAUACUCAGCCUCUGUCAGCUACUCACUUUCAUUCUCCAGGAGCUUCCUCUGAUGGUCUGAUACAAGAGCAAGAAAACCAGACUUCAACUAGAAAGUCAGCUGCAACCAAAAGCAGUAAUGUUGGCAACUUGGGAGUGAUUAUCUUGAAGCCACAACUACUUGAACGAAGCUACAACUCUAGUGCUCCUCGGCAUAAUGUAGUAUACAAAACCACAGUAAUGCAAAAAACUUUAUUCGAAAAAACAGAAAAUGUGCAGACAUUCAGAACAGAGACUGAAUCCAAAGCCCCAAAAGUUGCCACCACUCUUGCCAAAGCCAUUCAUUAUUUGCAUUCUGGCUCCCAAAGGAAAUAUUUCAGAAGGAGAAGGUAUUGCACAUACCCACCUGUUCCUACUCAUGGGACCUUCCGAUUUCUCACUAUGACUGAUCCAUCCCCAUAUCAGUAUCAGUACUACAUUCAGUACUUAUGUUAUCCUGGAUAUACUAUGUCUCAGGGGGACGUGUUUAGCUUCUGCUUGGACAAUGGCAUGUGGACUGGAGUCACACCUGUUUGUGAAGAACCCGCACCAUGUUCAAUUAACAACGGUGGCUGCUCACAGAUCUGCAAAUCCCAUGGCGAAGGGCAGACAGAGUGCGGCUGCAAAAUGGGCUUUCGGCUGCUAAGUGAUAUGAAGACUUGCAAAGAUAUAGAUGAGUGCAGCAGUGAGAAGAGACUGUGUGAGCACACCUGUACCAACACCUUUGGAUCUUUCCAGUGCGGCUGUUGGAAAGGCUUCACCCUGACAGAAGGUGGACGGACCUGUAUCCCUUAUACAUAACGUCUCCCAGUCAGUGUUGAACAGGUCCACCUGGAUAUCAGGAGAAAUCUCAGCAAGCCCACGUGUCAGUGGCCCCUCGUGUUACUAACCAUUUGGCCUAUUUCAUGGUCAUUACCUAUUGUUGGAUGGGAACAAAUGGGAAACAAAGAUGGAAGGAUAGAGUAUGGUACAUAAUGAAAACAGACUAGGAGAAUAAAGAAGUUAGAGGAUCAGUAACAUCAAUUU